UCCUCCUGAAAUAUUUCCCGUUUCCGUUUUCUCAACCGGAACGGCUUCGUUUUCAGCUCUCACGGAUCUCACAGGGGAGUGUGUGUCUCAGCCUCGCUCUCUAGUCCGGAUCUACAAACCCGUCUCCGUGUUAAUCUGCUGAAAAAUCUCAGUCUCCUGAAAAAAAUCAAAUCAGGAGAGUCUAAAACGAAAUUAAAUACACACAGAAAUUCACUGGUAGACUACUAUUAUAUAGCGGUGUACUGUUAUAUAUAUACAUAUAUAACUCUGAUUCUGAUUUGUGGAAACGAUAAUGUUGGCGGCGAGCUCCGGUUCCGUUCUCCAACUCCGAACCAAGCCUUCCGUCCUCGCCUCGCCGCAGCUCAAUGCCUCGCCGAUUGCGCGGCUCAGCACCGGCAGAGCCGCCACCUCUCGGUCGGCGUCGAAAGCAAUAGCGAACAAGUUCUUCGGGACUCGAUUGAGAGCAGCCGCCGGAUCCGAGAGGCUUCACCUAUGGCGAUCCGAAGGUCCCGGCCGUUCGCCGAAGCUCAAGGUGGUGGUCCGGUCCAUGCUCUCCGCCGUGCCGGAGAAGCCGCAGGGGCUGUACGACCCGAAGAUGGAUAAGGACUCGUGCGGUGUCGGCUUCGUGGCGGAAUUGUCCGGUGAAAGCAGCCGUAAGACGAUUACGGAUGCUUUGGAAAUGCUGGUGAGGAUGACACAUAGAGGAGCUUGUGGAUGUGAAACGAACACUGGUGAUGGAGCUGGUGUUCUUGUGGCGAUUCCUCACGAUUUCUACAAGGAGGCUGCCAAAGAUAUUGGGUUUGAGCUUCCAGCGCUGGGUGAGUAUGCUGUUGGUAUGCUCUACUUGCCAACAUCUGAGAGUCGUCGAGAAGAGAGCAAAAAUGUGUUUACAAAGGUUGCCGAGUCUCUUGGGCAUACCGUUCUCGGUUGGCGAUCUGUUCCAACUGAUAACUCAGAUUUGGGGAACUCUGCUCUCCAGACGGAACCUGUUAUUGAGCAAGUGUUCCUUACCCCAACUCCGAGGUCAAAAGUUGAUCUUGAGCGCCAGAUGUAUAUACUUAGAAGGGUUUCAAUGGUUGCCAUUCGUGCUGCAUUAAACCUUCAAUAUGGUGGUGCUAAAGAUUUCUACAUAUGUUCACUUUCAUCGAGGACGGUUGUUUAUAAGGGUCAGCUGAAACCCGAACAGCUGAAGGGUUACUAUUAUGCAGAUCUUGGCAAUGAAAGGUUUACGAGCUACAUGGCCCUGGUUCAUUCACGAUUCUCAACAAAUACAUUUCCCAGCUGGGACCGUGCUCAGCCUAUGCGUGUCAUAGGCCACAAUGGAGAAAUCAACACCCUUAGAGGAAAUGUUAACUGGAUGAAGGCGCGUGAGGGACUGCUCAAGUGUACUGAACUUGGCCUUUCAAAAAAUGAGUUGAAGAAGCUGUUACCAAUUGUGGAUGCCAGCUCUUCUGAUUCAGGAGCAUUUGAUGGUGUCCUUGAGCUUCUGGUUAGAGCUGGCAGAAGCCUCCCUGAAGCUAUUAUGAUGAUGAUUCCUGAAGCAUGGCAAAAUGACAAGAACAUGGAUCCUGAUAAGAGAGCACUGUAUGAAUAUUUUUCAUCUCUCAUGGAGCCAUGGGAUGGGCCAGCUCUAAUAUCAUUUACUGAUGGACGCUAUCUGGGAGCUACAUUGGAUCGGAAUGGACUCCGACCAGGUCGAUUUUACGUCACCCACAGUGGACGAGUUAUUAUGGCGAGUGAAGUUGGGGUUGUAGACGUACCCCCAGAAGAUGUCUGCAGGAAAGGAAGACUUAAUCCUGGAAUGAUGCUUUUGGUUGAUUUUGAGAAUCAUAUAGUGGUCGAUGAUGAAGCCUUGAAGAAGCAAUAUUCACUGGCGAGGCCAUAUGGGGAGUGGCUUAAAAGGCAAAAGAUUGAGCUCAAGGACAUAGUUGAUUCUGUUAAUGAAUCUGACAGGGUCCCUCCAUCCAUAGCUGGAGUUGCUCCUGCAUCUACUGAUGAUGAGGACAUGGAAAACAUGGGAGUCCACGGUUUACUGGCACCAUUGAAGGCUUUUGGUUACACAGUUGAAGCCUUGGAGAUGUUGUUGCUUCCUAUGGCAAAAGAUGGUGUAGAGGCUCUUGGGUCAAUGGGGAAUGAUACCCCUUUGGCUGUUAUGUCCAAUAGAGAAAAGCUUACAUUUGAGUAUUUCAAGCAAAUGUUCGCUCAAGUAACAAACCCUCCAAUUGAUCCAAUCAGAGAGAAGGUAGUCACUUCUAUGGAAUGUAUGAUCGGUCCAGAAGGUGAUCUAACAGAAACCACUGAAGAACAAUGCCAUCGUCUCUCACUCAAAGGUCCUCUUUUAAACAUUGAAGAAAUGGAAGCGAUAAAAAAAAUGAACUAUAGAGGUUGGCGCUGUAAGGUUCUUGAUAUAACGUACUCCAAGGAACGUGGUAGAAAGGGAUUGGAGGAGACCUUGGAUAGGAUCUGUGCUGAAGCACGUGAGGCAAUUAAAAAGGGAUAUACCACACUGGUGCUUUCAGACAGAGCCUUCUCCCCAAAACGUGUUGCUGUAAGCUCACUCUUGGCUGUUGGUGCUGUCCAUCAACAUCUAGUUAAAAAUCUUGAGCGCACAAGGGUAGGGUUGAUAAUUGAAUCUGCUGAGCCGCGUGAAGUACACCAUUUCUGUACGUUAGUUGGAUUCGGUGCAGAUGCUAUUUGCCCCUACCUGGCUGUAGAGGCCAUUUGGAGACUGCAGGUUGAUGGAAAGAUCCCACCAAAAUCUAAUGGAACAAUAUAUUCCAAGGCUGAACUGGUUAAAAAGUACUUCAAGGCAAGCAACUAUGGAAUGCAGAAGGUUCUUGCCAAGAUGGGCAUAUCUACUUUGGCCUCUUACAAGGGUGCACAGAUUUUUGAAGCUUUGGGUCUUUCCUCUGAAGUGAUUGAGAGAUGCUUUGUGGGAACUCCUAGUAGAGUCGAGGGGGCAACAUUUGAGAUGCUUGCUCGUGAUGGACUUCAUCUGCAUGAUUUGGCAUUCCCCUCUCGGGCUUUUCCUCCCGGUAGUGCAGAAGCUGUGGCACUACCGAAUCCUGGGGAUUAUCAUUGGAGAAAAGGUGGUGAGGUUCACCUAAAUGAUCCUUUUGCUAUUUCCAAGCUUCAGGAGGCUGCCAGAACUAACAGUGUGGCUGCUUAUAAAGAAUAUUCCAAGCUCAUUCACCAAUUAAAUAAAGCCUGCAAUCUCCGUGGUCUUCUGAAAUUUAAAAACACAGAGCAGCAAAUUCACUUGGAUGAAGUAGAACCUGCCAGUGAGAUUGUUAAACGUUUCUGUACUGGGGCAAUGAGUUAUGGAUCAAUAUCAUUGGAGGCACACACUACAUUGGCCAUUGCUAUGAACAGAAUGGGGGGAAAGUCAAAUACAGGUGAGGGAGGUGAGCAGCCCUCUCGUAUGGAGCCUCUUCCCGAUGGUUCAAUGAAUCCAAAGAGGAGUUCAAUUAAGCAGGUUGCAAGUGGGAGAUUUGGAGUUUCAAGUUACUAUCUAACAAAUGCUGAUGAACUCCAAAUAAAAAUGGCUCAGGGGGCCAAACCUGGUGAAGGUGGUGAGCUUCCUGGCCACAAGGUUAUUGGAGACAUUGCUGUUACUAGGAAUUCCACUGCUGGUGUGGGACUUAUCAGUCCACCUCCCCAUCAUGAUAUCUACUCAAUUGAAGACCUUGCUCAACUAAUUCAUGAUCUUAAGAAUGCUAACCCAGGGGCUCGAAUCAGCGUCAAGUUAGUAUCUGAAGCUGGUGUAGGUGUAGUUGCUAGUGGAGUUGUGAAGGGGCAUGCCGAUCAUGUUUUAAUUGCCGGACAUGAUGGAGGCACUGGGGCCUCUAGAUGGACUGGCAUUAAGAACGCUGGGCUUCCGUGGGAACUUGGCUUGGCUGAGACCCAUCAGACCUUGGUUGCUAAUGAUCUUCGUGGCCGCACAGUUCUCCAGACAGAUGGCCAACUAAAGACCGGAAGAGAUGUGGCCAUAGCCGCACUUCUUGGUGCUGAAGAGUUUGGGUUCAGCACAGCACCCCUCAUAACCCUCGGCUGCAUUAUGAUGCGGAAGUGCCACAAGAACACCUGUCCUGUUGGUAUUGCAACUCAGGAUCCAGUACUUCGUGAGAAGUUUGCUGGAGAACCUGAACAUGUUAUCAACUUUUUCUUCAUGGUAGCUGAGGAGGUGAGAGAGAUAAUGGCACAACUUGGUUUUCGAACUCUAAAUGAAAUGGUUGGUCGUUCCGAUAUGCUUGAAGUCGAUAAAGAAGUUACUAAAGACAAUGAAAAGCUGAACAACAUUGAUUUAUCCCUGUUACUUCGACCUGCUGCAGACAUUCGACCUGAAGCUGCACAAUAUUGUGUUCAGAAACAGGACCAUGGGUUGGACAUGGCUCUGGACCACAAACUUAUUUCUCUUUCUAAUUCUGCUAUAGAAAAGGCUGUUCCUGUAUAUUUUGAAACUCCGGUUUGCAAUGUGAAUCGUGCUGUUGGAACAAUGCUUAGUCAUGAGGUGACCAAACGUUACAAUAGGCAAGGGCUUCCCGCAGACACCAUUCAUAUCAAAUUCAAUGGAAGUGCAGGCCAGAGCCUUGGAGCUUUCCUCUGCCCUGGCAUCACGCUUGAGCUUGAAGGUGACAGCAAUGAUUACGUUGGUAAAGGAUUGUCUGGUGGCAAGAUUAUUGUUUACCCCCCCAAGGAAAGCAAGUUUGACCCGAAAGAAAACAUUGUCAUUGGUAAUGUAGCUCUUUAUGGUGCCACUAGUGGGGAGGCAUAUUUCAAUGGAAUGGCAGCAGAAAGAUUCUGUGUUCGUAAUUCCGGUGCUCGGGCAGUAGUUGAAGGUGUGGGUGAUCAUGGCUGUGAGUACAUGACAGGUGGCACUGUUGUUGUGCUUGGGAAAACUGGCAGGAACUUUGCUGCUGGUAUGAGUGGUGGCAUAGCCUACGUUUUUGAUGUCGAUGGAAAAUUUUUAUCCAGAUGCAAUCCUGAGCUUGUCGAUCUUGACAAGGUUGAAGAAGAAGAAGAUAUUCUGACUCUUAGGAUGAUGAUACAGCAGCAUCAACGCCAUACAAAAAGCCUGCUGGCCAGUGAAGUACUGGCUGAUUUUGAGAAUCUUUUGCCUAAAUUCAUCAAGGUAAUCCCCAGAGAGUACAAGCGUGCACUUGCAAAUCUGAGGGAGGAGGCCUCCAAACAGGCAGUCGAGGACGCUGAUGAAGAGGCUGAGAAGCAAGAGGAGGAGGAGCUUAAACUGAAAGAGAAAGAUGCAUUUGAAGAACUUAAGAAGAUGGCAUCUGCAUCUUUAAAUGAACUUAAGAACAUGGCAUCUGCAUCCUUAAAUGGGAAUUCCAAUCAGGUAAAAGUUCAGGUAGAAGAUGCUGAAACAUUGAAGAGGCCCAAAGAGGUCAGCAAAGCUGUUAAACACCGGGGUUUCAUUUCUUAUGAGCGUGAGGGCGUUCAAUACAGGGAUCCCAAUGUUCGGAUGAAUGACUGGGACGAAGUUAUGGAGGAAACUAAACCUGGCCCACUUGUGAAUACUCAGUCAGCCCGUUGUAUGGACUGUGGCACUCCUUUCUGCCAUCAGGAGAACACUGGUUGUCCUCUUGGUAACAAAAUACCUGAGUUCAAUGAAUUGGUGUACCAGAAUAGGUGGCAUGAUGCAUUAGAGAGACUUCUCGAGACAAAUAAUUUCCCUGAGUUUACUGGUCGAGUAUGUCCGGCACCUUGUGAAGGUUCAUGUGUUCUUGGUAUCAUUGAGAAUCCUGUCUCUAUCAAAAGCAUUGAAUGUGCAAUCAUAGACAAGGCUUUUGAGGAAGGUUGGAUGGUACCACGACCUCCUGUCAAGAGAACUGGGAAAAAGGUUGCCAUCGUCGGAAGUGGGCCUGCUGGGCUAGCUGCUGCUGAUCAACUAAACAGAAUAGGUCAUACAGUGACAGUUUAUGAGCGUGCUGAUAGAAUUGGAGGGCUUAUGAUGUAUGGAGUGCCUAAUAUGAAAGCUGACAAAGUUGAUGUAGUUCAGCGGCGGGUUAACCUUAUGGCCGAGGAAGGUGUCAACUUUGUGGUCAAUGCUAAUGUUGGAAAUGACUCAUCCUAUUCGUUUGACCGCCUUCGAGAGGAGAACAAUGCGAUCAUUUUAGCAGUAGGCGCAACAAAACCAAGGGACCUUCCCGUGCCUGGGCGAGAGCUGUCAGGAGUUCAUUUUGCUAUGGAGUUUCUACACGCAAACACCAAAAGCUUGCUUGAUAGCAAUCUCGAGAAUGGAAACUACAUUUCUGCCAAGGGUAAGAAGGUUGUGGUCAUUGGUGGAGGUGACACUGGCACUGAUUGCAUUGGAACCUCUGUUCGCCAUGGCUGUACUGACAUCGUAAAUUUAGAGCUUCUCCCUCAGCCACCACAAACAAGGGCUCCAGGAAACCCUUGGCCGCAGUGGCCUCGUAUCUUCCGAGUAGAUUAUGGGCACGCAGAAGUUGCAGCCAAGUUUGGCAAAGAUCCAAGAACGUAUGAGGUGCUGACCAAGAGGUUUGUGGGAGAUGAGAAUGGGGUUGUGAAGGGAAUCGAGGUAGUACGUGUCAAAUGGGAGAAGGAUGCUACUGGCAAGUUCCAAUUUAAGGAAAUUGAGGGCUCUGAGGAGAUAAUUGAGGCGGACCUCGUCCUUCUAGCAAUGGGGUUCCUUGGACCCGAGGCGGCGAUUGCAGAGAAGUUGGGUUUGGAGUGUGACAAUCGCUCAAACUUCAAGGCUGAUUAUGGUCGGUUCUCAACCAAUGUGGAUGGGGUCUUUGCUGCUGGGGAUUGCCGGCGUGGUCAGUCCCUGGUGGUGUGGGCAAUCUCAGAGGGACGGCAAGCAGCUGCACAGGUUGACAACUACCUCUGCAAGGAAGAAGAGGACCACACAGACAGCAACUCAAGCCCUGAAUCUGAUCUCUUGAAGCGGCAUCAAGAAAUCACCAAGAGCCAAAAGACAGUGGCAAGCACAUCGUAGACGUAGAUGAUGAUGAUCAAGUACUCAUGAUUCUAAAUUAGAGAACCAAGACAGAGCAACACAGAUGGCAUCUUUUUUCAUUUUGUUAGUGUGACAGACAUACAGGGAUUUUUCAAACGUGGUUGUUUCAUGGAUGAUCCACUCGGUGAUGCUUUUCCCUGUGAUGGAGCUGAGACUGGAGGGAGCAUCAAGUGGCCGUUCAAUGGGGCAACAACUAGCUUUUAUUCGCAUAAUGGAGUGGGGUAUUCUCAUUUCGCCGGAGUCGGGUAUUAUAGGUCGUAGGAUAAUUAUUGUCUAUAGUUUUCCCCUGGCUCAUUUGCGUGGUUGUUUUAAAGGAAUAAUGUAUAGUUUUGGUUCUUCAUCAAUGAUUUAGAAUCAAUGAAGCAUAUAUGGAAAUUAUUAGGUUGUUUUCCAUCGGCCACUUCUGUGUUGUGUCGCUUUUCUGCAGAAACUAAACGUUCCUGAUGAAAACUGGCAUAAUCUAUGAGGGGGUGCCCUGCUUCUCUCAUAGAAUCAGCCAUUGCCAAAAGAAGAACAUGUAGGUUUAGAUGAACAUAUAAAAUGAGCACAAGGCCAUCAAGUUUAUUGUGCAAUUUCUUGUA
Molecule: messenger RNA, 7575 nt
Organism: Fragaria vesca subsp. vesca
Lineage: Eukaryota; Viridiplantae; Streptophyta; Magnoliopsida; Rosales; Rosaceae
Product: glutamate synthase [NADH], amyloplastic-like
Exons: 21
Coding region: 293-6973 (2226 amino acids)
Molecular function (GO): glutamate synthase (NADH) activity; iron-sulfur cluster binding; flavin adenine dinucleotide binding
Source: RefSeq, a predicted model, not a curated record